This is a messenger RNA of Rhagoletis pomonella (apple maggot), 825 nucleotides long. RefSeq lists its product as uncharacterized. The transcript has a single exon. The record is from RefSeq and is a predicted model, not a curated record. Lineage: Eukaryota; Metazoa; Arthropoda; Insecta; Diptera; Tephritidae. Bases 1 to 825 code for a protein of 274 amino acids.
AUGUCAAUAAGCUUGAAUCUUCAAAAUUUAACGCAAUUAUUCUGGACAACCAUCAUUGUAUUAAAUUUGUACGUGGCAUUGCUGUUGUUUCGCAUGUCAAAAGUUUAUCGCACCGAAAGGAGAAUUAAACUACUUGAAACCGCCAACAUCAGGGAACAAAUCGAGUUUAUGCGCAGUCGUCCUGACAAAUCCGUUUCUUCGAACUUCUCAAACCGGGGUAGUUUCACUACGCGUAGCCGUUUCUUCGAACAAUUCCUCGACUCGGAACCGCCGCAACUCCGUUCAUACAUGCGUGUGCGAUCGAACUUUCGAUCGAAUUCUUCGACAACUGCUGCCGAUGACGACCCAGAUGAACGACAUGACCAACGAGGAACGCAGGAACAACAACAACAACAACACCUGCAUAAACGCCCAAAACAAUUGCAGCUGGAAUUGCAGCGAAAGUAUGACAAUUUCCAAAGACAGCAGCAGCAACAACAACAGUACGAACAACGGCAGCACAACCACCAACAACAGUCACACCAAAUGAAUACUAAAGCAAGAAACCGUUAUGAGAACAUUUUAAAACAGCCACAACCUCAACAGCUAAGAAACCCGAAUGCGAUUGAGCAAACAAGUUCCGAGGAAGCGCCACCCUAUAAUGACAAACCCGACGAUGAACACACACUCUACAUUUCGGAUAGUUUUGGGCGUGUCGUGCAUGAGAUACCCUUUCGAGAGUGUGAUUAUAUGGAUGCUCUGCAAGUUGUGCUCGGUGAUCAGCGCUGGAAGAUUAAGAAAGCGUGGAAUGAACGCUCCAAAACAAAUAUGUGGAGAGUAAAUUGA